Molecule: messenger RNA, 2934 nt
Organism: Malaclemys terrapin pileata
Lineage: Eukaryota; Metazoa; Chordata; Testudines; Emydidae
Gene: SPSB4
Product: splA/ryanodine receptor domain and SOCS box containing 4
Exons: 4
Coding region: 969-1790 (273 amino acids)
Biological process (GO): intracellular signal transduction; proteasome-mediated ubiquitin-dependent protein catabolic process
Cellular component (GO): SCF ubiquitin ligase complex
Molecular function (GO): protein binding
Source: RefSeq, a predicted model, not a curated record
UUCCACGUCUGUGUGGUAAUGCUGGUGUUGGGGGAAGGGGCGUCACCAUCUGUUCUUAAUUCCCUGGUCAUUGGAUUAGUAGCCCUUAGUGAUGAGAUCAGCAGGAUCAGCUUUCCCGAUGGGGCACUGCACUCGCUUCAGCUGCAGGCUCUUCCCAUCUGGGCUGUCUCUCUGGAGGGGAGAGACAGAAAGAGGAAUCUGAGGCAUGAAGUAAAUUAGCCUUUGAAGGAGCAACAAAACCAGGUCUGCAGAGGGCAGGAGGACGGUGUUCAGAGGCCAGUUUUCUUUUGUGGGGAGUGACGGCACUUUUUCUGCGGGAACAGUUGUGAAGUGUUUCCUGGCUAUGCUGGGUUGCUUCGAUUUUCUAUUACAAGCUUGUAUCCUACUGAGUAAGGAAGUGUCUUUUCCCCGUCUUUCCUCUGGCUUGUAUGUUUGGAGCCCCAGCACACAUUACACAGAUGUGGCUCUCUCACACUUCGUUAAGCAGCCUUCAACUAGAUCUUUGCUUUUAAACCUGUCUCUUCGGAAGGUUUGCUUGUGCUAAACUACAGCUGCCAGCGUUUGGAAGCUUAGAUCGGUUGCCGUUCAAGAGGAAAAUAUUGUUUAAGGAAAUACUUUUGCGAGUCACAGCUCCUUUUUCUGUUUUGUUUACUUGUGGUUCGACCUUUCCCUCUGGAUUUUUGUAUUCCCAUAACGGACCAGCCUAAGAGGUGCUUUAAUAUUUUUAUGCAUGCUCCUCUUCUGUGGACUGCAACACUGCUCUUGAGAACACCACGGUGCUUGUGUCGCAGGUGUUUCCUAACGAGGAGUGUUUUUUCUCUGAAACCAUUGCUGCUAAAGGGCUCCAAACGGGAGAAAUAAAUCCAGUCUGCUUGUCGAGUCCCUGGCUCAGCGUGCAAGUGCUUUCAUGAGGUAACAUUGGGCCAAAGUCAACCUUUCUUUCUCCUUUCUGAAUCUGCAGCCAAGAAAUGGGCCAGAAAAUCUCAGGGAGCAUAAAGUCUGUGGAUGUGAGGGAGCCCCCUUAUAGACCUGUUAAACGAGAGCUGAGGGGACCAGAUUUUUGCAAGCCUGCUCGACUGGACAUGCUGCUGGAUAUGCCCCCUUCCCAACUGGAGGUCCAGUAUAAACAUGCUUGGAAUAAUGAAGAUCGAUCUUUAAAUAUAUUUGUAAAAGAGGAUGACAAACUAACUUUUCAUAGGCACCCAGUUGCCCAAAGCACAGAUUGCAUCCGGGGCAAAGUUGGCUACACAAGAGGCCUACAUGUCUGGCAAAUUCACUGGCCCACUAGGCAACGAGGAACACAUGCUGUGGUGGGUGUAUCAACAGCAGAAGCUCCAUUACAUUCUGUAGGAUAUACAUCAUUGGUUGGUAGCAAUAGUGAAUCAUGGGGCUGGGAUCUGGGACGUAACAAACUUUAUCACAAUUGUAAAAACCAGCCUGGGGUGACGUAUCCUGUUUUUUUGGAACCAGAUGAGUCUUUUGUACUCCCAGACUCCUUAUUGGUAGUUUUGGAUAUGGAUGAAGGAACGCUUAGCUUCAUUGUAGAUGGACAGUAUCUUGGAGUGGCCUUCCGAGGACUGAAAGGGAAAAAACUUUACCCUGUAGUCAGUGCAGUUUGGGGGCACUGUGAAAUUACAAUGAGAUACAUCAAUGGACUUGAUCCGGAACCCCUGCCUUUAAUGGACUUGUGCCGAAGAUCAAUUCGCUUUGCUCUUGGCAGAGAUCGCCUGCAUGACAUAGAAUCUCUACCUUUGCCCCAGUCUCUGAAAAAUUAUUUACAGUAUCAAUAAGUCUUAGAACCCUUUUUCUGGCCUCACGUUGGACUAAAUCAAUGCAAAUAGCAGAAAUUAUUGUUUACAUCAAAAUAGAAAUCUUUGUGGUGGACACUUGAGUGUUAUUUAAGUUUUAAUAUAUGUAUUUUUUUUUCUGAAUCAACUGAAGCAGAACAAACUGGGGAAUACUAACGUACACAAAAAACAUCAAUUUGAUCUAGAUUCAAAAAUUAUCUGUUGCCUAUAGGACAGUAUCCAAGAUUGAAUUCUCCCAGUCAGAUCCUUAGCUGGCACUUAUUGGCUUAGCUCCAUUGACUUCCGGUAGACACCAGCUGAAAAUCUGGCCCCUAAGAGUUAUCCUUAUGCAGAAUAGCAUCCUUUGAAUAAUGUGGUUACUAGUGAUAGAAAUAACAUUGUGUUAAGUUAACAAUAAUGUCUAAAUCUUAAAAUGUGAUGUUCAGAGGUGCUGAGUAAUCAUUUUAUCUGGAGUCUUGAAUACUUAGCCCUUAAUGUGUUAGAGGACUUAUCAUGUCUAAAAUAUAUGAAGUAAGUCAUUAUAUAGAACACCAUUGCUGGAUUUAAAGGUACAUGAGAAAAAUUGUUCCUGAAGAGUGGAAGGUCAACUAAAUUGGAUAUAGUAAUAAAGUCAAUGCAGUCCAAUGUUUUCAAGACCAAAUUUCAUUCCUCCAAAGUUUUGCAUAGUUUAUAACAACAAAGCUGUUCACUAUCUUGAGAUUUUAGGAUAUUCACAUUUUAAGAAGCCUGUCACUUUUUUUUAUUUGAACAAAUUUAUUUUUUUUGUGUUAUACCAACUCUAAAUACUUCUGCUCUCUUUUUAAUGUAUGUGUGAUAUAUUGUUUAUUUAUCUGUUUAACGUCUGUGGAGUCCUCAUUUAACUGUUUCCAUCUCGGAAGGAGUGAUUUACUUCCCCCAAACCCCAGAUGUAUACAUUUUUCAGGCUCAACCUGUUUGUAAAGAUGCUGCUUUCUACUUGCAUUUCUUAUGUUUCAAGUUAUCUGCCUGAUCAGUUAUCUAGUUUUUAAACUGGAAGUUGUUGUAAUGGCAGGAUGUUGACUGUUGAGACUUAACUGCCUUCAGCAUAUUUUAAUGUGAAUUUACUGAUGAAUGAGGAGAAAAUUUCUAAUAAAGUCUACUGUCCAAA